CGACGCGUCGUAUACACGCGUCAAACACGGAAAAUGACGUGUCUCCUGCCAUGGUACUGUCAUAGUCGUGAUGGGACGCAAUCAGAGAUAGAUGGGGGCGCGGGGCUUUGACGCGGAUACUAUCGAUGAUCCUAUGUUUGCUAUGGCUGCGGCACAUGAGUGUUUUGCUUGUACUCAACUCAGCUUGAGCUGGUCACGACGACGCGCUGAUGGAGCACCUGCCACCAAACUCACGCCCGUGGACUUGCCAUCGUAUCCUAGACUACCCUCUCACGACCUAACCCGUCCAAUCCAGCGAUCCCGUCCUAUCAAUCACUCAAUCGCACUACAGUUGUUGACGCGACCAUACGAUCACAUCGUCCGUCACAACCCACACAUAACCGCAGAGGACUGAAAAGCUCUCAAGUUUUUCGACUACUGACGCGCCGACGACCUCAGCGGUGAUGACAUCGAACCGUUCGGCAUGGGCAAAUCGAAGUGGGGACGCCGUCGCAUAGUCCCCCCCCUCUUUGGUGUUGAGUGGUCAAUACUGAUCACGCCUCUGCAUCCGACUCGGGCAUCGUGGAUGGACAUUCCGACGGAUUCAUAAUCUUAAAGGCAGAUGCCGAGCCAGUUUUGACGCGAGUCUCACGAAACCCAAGCUCAACGACUUGGCUCGCUGCAUGUGUGGCCAAUGGCCGUGCCAGACGUACCGCGUAGAUGUGUCAUGGGUGUCUCAUCGUCGGCCGAUGGGGUCAUAUAUGGUUUCCAUUUAUGGUAUCAGUGGCCCCUGUCGCAUUCGAGUCAUACAAAAUAGGCUUAUCCUGGACCUGGAGGGAAGGUUCACGGGCUUCCAAGCACGAACUUUCGCCCACGUAUUCCCAACCACGUUCCCUGCCAAAUUCACAAUUCUAGAAAACUGCGGAUAUACGCUCGGGCUUGAAAACGUAGCGUGCACAAGGACACGUCGACCUUGGGGGGUACACUGUCACACACACGGGCAUCCGAGGUCGCGGCGAAUAUGGGCAUGAGCACGGGUUAUUAUCGUCUGGCCACGGAACAUGGCGUGAGAUAGUGGACAACUGGACUAUGGUGAGGGCUCAUAAGGCAUAAGGCCCGAGUCUCAAGAAUCAUACUGCUCGAAUUACGCAAAGUGCGCAGGCAAACUGCUACGUGUUCCGCAGUUUCAUACUCCGAGUUCCGUAGUUAGUCCAUUCGAGUUCAUGCUGGUGGAUAGGCGGAAAGGAAAAAUUGGCGAUAGGCUGAGUAGGUUUGGAUAGGAGCCAUGAUAGCUAUAGGUCGCCGUUGGGGUCCAUUGCAUAUCGGUCUGAUGACACUCGUUUACUGCGUUUGGAAAGGAAAAACAAUUGGUGUGCUCCAUCAUGCCAACGUCCCAACUUGGUCGAAUUCAGACGAGGCUUCGCACUCGCACUCGUGUUUAUGGGCGUGCACGCUCAAACUCCAGCGUGAGUGAAACUGGAGUUCCGCAUCCGCCUGAUUAAGAAAAAUGGAAAUAAAAGCUCCACACUCUGUCCUCUCAACCACUCGUAAUCACAUGCAUCAGUUGAUCAUGGGGAUAGAACUCGAGAAUAAUACCGAAAUUUGAAUAUAUGUACCAUGCAU
This is a messenger RNA of Serpula lacrymans var. lacrymans S7.9, 1602 nucleotides long. RefSeq lists its product as uncharacterized. The transcript has 3 exons. Bases 663 to 1010 code for a protein of 115 amino acids. NCBI's taxonomy places the organism in Eukaryota, Fungi, Basidiomycota, Agaricomycetes, Boletales, Serpulaceae. The record is from RefSeq and is a predicted model, not a curated record.